Molecule: messenger RNA, 1146 nt
Organism: Teleopsis dalmanni
Lineage: Eukaryota; Metazoa; Arthropoda; Insecta; Diptera; Diopsidae
Exons: 2
Coding region: 1-1146 (381 amino acids)
Source: RefSeq, a predicted model, not a curated record
AUGGAAAAUUUAAAUUUUAAUAAAAAACAAACAAAACUUUCUGCUACUGGAAGACCAGUAGCAACACCAAGCAGAAGACUGCAAACCUCGAGUGGUACCUCCAACUCCACUUCCAAUGAACUUAAAAUCUCGUCGCAAAUACCUUCUGGAAGCAGAAAUACUGCAUCUACCAGUCGCAUCUUGGCCAAAUCAAGCAACAAAGAGGCUUCCAAACCGGACCAAGUGUCUAAAAGACAAAGGUCUCAGGAGGAAGAACCCCCUCUUACGAAAAAACCAAGAGGUUACAAUGUACUGGUACGACCGUACAGUGAGGUUGCGAAGGACAAUCUCAUUAUAGGUGUCCUGGAUAGGAGUGCCGAGAAGGGGAGAAUCCCCAAAGACAAAUGGAAAUGGGUGUCGGCCGCGCUGGCAGACAUCUUCCUCCAAGUUUUGGAAGAAAACCCAGGACCUGCUCCCUCCUGCGAAGACGCGGGUUGGCACCAAGGACAAGUGAAAUUGGUAGCUUGCAAGGAUGCGAGAUCGGUUGCCUUGUACAAGGCAGCUGUCUCUAAAGUAGGAGAAAUCUGGCCUGGAGCCAGACUUGAAGCGGUAGACAAGAAGGAUAUUCCAUCUCGUCCUAGGGCCAGGGUUUGGAUUCCAACUAAACAAACUGACCCGGAGCAAAUUCUGAAAAUAAUCAGGAUCUGCAACCCCAACCUUCCAACUGGAAAUUGGAAGGUGGUAAAAUUAGAGGAGCCUGUUGGACCGACCAGACAAGCUGUCCUUGUAUUAAAUGCGGAGUCAUUGAAACCGCUCACCGAAGCUAAAUACGUAAUCUCCUAUGGCUUUGAGAAACUAAAUCUGAAGGUCUAUCGUACCGAUGCCACGGAAGAACCGGAGAAGAUUACGUCUGCUCAGCCCUUGCUGGAGGAACCAGCUAAAGAACCAAUGCUAAGACAGCAGAGUUGUGAGGAAACACAGAGUGAAGACCUGCCAGAUCAAAUGGAGGUGGACUCGCUCUCUCUGAUGUCUGAAGACAAAUCGGAUGCGGGGUCGGUGACCAGUCUGGGCAACCUAUUCGAUGAGAGUGGGCUCCUGGAUUCGGAUGACGAAGCCGAUAAAACGGUGGUAGAGGUUCAAGUACCUGAUGAAGGUGCUUCAAAUUAA